This is a messenger RNA of Aricia agestis (brown argus), 2021 nucleotides long. It is a transcript of the gene MFS10, whose product is annotated as sialin. Gene Ontology annotation, molecular function: transmembrane transporter activity. Gene Ontology annotation, biological process: monoatomic anion transport; transmembrane transport. Bases 153 to 1694 code for a protein of 513 amino acids. Lineage: Eukaryota; Metazoa; Arthropoda; Insecta; Lepidoptera; Lycaenidae. The transcript is spliced from 11 exons. The record is from RefSeq and is a predicted model, not a curated record.
UAUUUUUCUUUGUUUACGAUUUAUAAUGAAAAAGUGUUUUAUGAGUCACUUGUUGAACUGAAAACAUAAUCGGUGUUUUAUAACUGCUUAUAUGAAAUAAUUGGUUAAGUGUUAACGUGUAUUUAUAAACGCGGCAUGUAAAAACAAUAACCAUGUCAUCCCCAAUAGAUGAGAGUUCAAUUCUAAAUGCUGACAUAGAAAAUGAUGUCACAUGUAGCGAAAGAAGCCUAGUUGAAAACGAAAGAAGAGAAGAGACUACAGGAUGGAUCAAAUGUCGGACUGUGCUUGGCGUUAUGGGAUUCCUCGGCUUUGCCAAUGUGUAUGCCAUGAGAGUGAACCUGUCUGUGGCCAUCGUGGCAAUGAUCAACUCAACAACAGUACCAUCAAAUGAUUCCAGCUUAGAUGUAUGUCCAACAUCUGAACCAUCAAAUAGCACUAUACCACCAAAACCAGGUGAUUUCAAUUGGACCCCAGAACAACAGAGCAUAAUUUUAGGUUCUUUCUUUUAUGGAUAUGUGUUAACUCAGGUCCCUGGUGGCAGGAUCGCUGAAAAAUUUGGGGGGAAAUUAGUUUAUGGGGUGGGAGUGUUGCUAACAGCUAUAUUCACAAUACUGAGCCCAAUUGCGGCAUUUGUAGAUUUUAAAUUCUUCAUAGUAGUAAGAGUCUUGGAGGGGCUCGGGGAAGGUGUAACAUAUCCUGCCAUGCACGCUAUGCUCGCUCGUUGGAUACCACCAUUAGAGAGAUCUAAGUUUGCUGCAUAUGUGUAUGCAGGUUCAAAUAUAGGUACAGCUAUAUCAUUACCAAUAUCAGGGUGGCUGUGUACUCUGGACUUUGGAGGGGGUUGGCCGCUUUGUUUCUACUUGUUCGGAGGAUUGGGUGUUGUGUGGUUCGUGGCUUGGAUGUUCCUCAUAUACGACACACCACAGAAACAUCCAAGGAUAUGUCCCAAAGAAGUGGAGUUUAUCACACAAUCUAUAGCACCACAGGAGGAGCAUACAGCAUCAAUACCGUGGUGCAAGUUCAUCACAUGCCUGCCUCUAUGGGCCAUCCUCAUCGCGCAGUGUGGCCAAUCGUGGCUGUUCUACACGCAGCUGACAGAGCUACCAACAUACAUGAAUAAUAUUCUGCACUAUGAUAUUGUGUCGAAUUCUGUAUUGGCUGCUAUUCCGUAUCUGACUUCAUGGAUAUCGGGCAUACUGAUCAGUAUAUUUGCUGAUUUCCUGCUCUCUAAAGGUUACAUGUCACGACUGACCAGCAUGAAACUGUGGAAUACUGUUGCGGCGUUCGUCCCGGCGUUCGGUCUACUGGGUAUAGCGUGGGCGGGCUGCGACCGCAUCGCCGUCAUGAUACUGCUCAACGUCACCUCCGCGUUCGGCGGCGCUGUUUACGCGGGUAACCAGAUGAACCACAUCGACCUGUCGCCGCAGUUCGCGGGCACGAUGUACGGCAUCACCAACGCCGCCAGCAACAUCUGCGGCUUCCUCGCGCCCUACGUCACCGGCAGCAUCAUCAGCGGACAGCAAACCUUGGGCCAGUGGCGUGAGGUGUUCUAUUUGGGAGCGGCCAUUGACUUGGGAGCUAACCUGUUCUAUUUGUUCUUCGCAAGCACGGAGGAACAGGACUGGUCGCGGCCGGAAGACGACGACAUGACAGCCUCAGCGCCGGUGGAGAGCAUAUUCCAGGCGGAGUCUUAGGGCCGCCUUAGCGCAGAGACUGCUCUGUGAAUUGUCUAUGGACCUAGUGUCAAUGUCAAUGUCAAAGACGUGUGACGUUUGUCUAUGGGCGAAAUAUUAAAUAUACGAAUUUGAGGUUAAGUGUGCAGCGGUACAAGGAUCUUUUGGAAACGGAAACUGAAGCCGCCAUCUUGUAACACCUGACAGAAUCUCAUAUUAAUUUCUCCUGUCAGUGUCAUCUAAGUGUCAAAGGAUUCUUGUUCGACUGUACAGAUGAUAUGGACAAUAUCUGUUAUAUCAUUAGUUUAUUAUAUCAAUGUAUAGAAUAUUGGAUUUAUAAAAAUGUAU